AUGCUAGAUACCUACGAUUAUACUAUCGCCGAUUGGAAAGACGACCUGUCCAGAAUCCAGGCCAAAGGGGUUGACGCCGUUGCGCUGAACAUCGGUCGGAGCGAGUGGCAAAAAACGCAAGUCCAACUUGCCUAUGACGCUGCCACAUCCCUUGGCUCAAGCAUCAAACUCUUCUAUUCCUUCGACUUCACCGAGAUGGACUGCACGCUCUCCGACUUCGUGUCUCGCGUCAACAAAUACAAGAACCAUCCCAGCCAGUUUAAGGUCAACGGCAAGCCGAUGAUAUCGAGCUACUCGGGCGACUGCUUAGGGAAUUCGGGAUGGGCGAGCCUCAAGACUCAGACAGGUGGCUACUUGAUGCCGUUUAUUUGGGGUCUGGAAGGGAAAUUCAACCAGUGGUCAUCUUUGGAUUCGUGGUACUGCUGGGGAUGCGCAUGGCCACAAGGCAAUCACGCAAAGACUACCAGCGAUGAUCAAUACUAUAUCAACCAACUCGGGAGCCGUUACGCGACUACCAUCAGUGGUUGGAUGUAUACGCACUUCAGCUAUAAGAAUUUCUACCAGCGCGGCGAUGAUUGGCUCAUCGUUAGUCGGUGGGAGCAACUGAUGUCCAUGCGUAAUACCCUGACCUUUGUUGAAAUGGUUACUUGGAAUGACUGGGGCGAAUCUGACUACUUCGGGCCGGUGAAAGGCGCACAGCCUGAUGGGACCACAUGGGCGUCUAACUUCCCACAUACCGCGUGGUACGACUUGUCCGAAUACUACAUCACCGCGUUCAAGACGGGAAGUUACCCUGCCAUUACGAAAGAUGUGAUUUACUUCUGGGCACGGCCCCACCCCGCUAGAGCGACUGCGUCGGGGGACAGCAUCGGAAAGCCGACGGGUUGGGACUGGACUGAGGACUCGAUGUGGGCUGUUGUGUUCGCCACGUCAUCUGGUACCGUUACCCUCAGCUGCGGGAGCUCAUCGAAUACAUUCAGCGUCAACGCUGGUGUUACGAAGCUUAAGAUCCCCCUUUCCCAGGGAAAAAUGGCUGUGCAGAUGAAGAGGAAUGGGCAGACCAUCAUCAACUAUUCGCCCAGUGAUUACACUUAUGCAUUGACUCCUGUCCUCUAUAAUUAUAACGCUUGGGUUGGGUCCGCAACUGCCACAGGGGGGAAUGCACCUCCAACAUCAAGCUCAACCACUUCAUCCUCUUCGACCUCGGCCUCGUCAACAACGACUUCGACCUCAGCCACAACUACCGCAUCUCCGACCCCCACACAAGGCUUCCAAUAUGUUGGCUGCUACAAAGACGACAGUUCACGUGUCAUCUCGAACGGGCCGUUCACCGACAGCGCGCAGACGGUCGCCAAGUGCUUGACACGAUGUGCCGGGUAUGCUUACGCCGGCGUCGAGUAUGGCGUCGAAUGUUUCUGUGGGGCUUCACUACGUUCGGAUGCUGAGAUCGCAUCGGAGAGCGAGUGUUCAAUGCCGUGUGCGGGAAAGAAUGACGAGAAGUGCGGUAAUGGCCAUCGAAUCAACGUCUACAAGGCUGUCAGUACCGCAUCGACGACGACGACAACCUCGACGUCAACUAGCACGACUACUAGCGCCUCUGCAACUGCUACGAGCUGGUCGUCUUAUGGUUGUGUUGCGGAAGGCACGACUGGUAGCCGCCGUGCCUUGACAGGACCGAGCUACUCUCAAUCCAAUAUGACACCAACAAUAUGCCAGAGUCUCUGCUCAGGAUACCAAUACGCUGGAGUUGAAUAUUCACGUGAAUGUUACUGCGGCAAUUCACUCACCGACAACGGAGCCACUGGCACCACCAUCCCGUCCAGCAACUGCCAGAGCACUUGCGCAGGCGAUGCGUCCCAGAAAUGCGGUGGCUCAUGGUCGAUGAACGUCUACUCUAAGUCCACCUCAACGCCGCCUUCCGCUUCAUCCUGGACAAGUGCAGGAUGCUACAUUGACGCGUCGACGCGUAUGCUCCGCGGUUACGCAACUUCUCAGACGGGCUUGACCACGGAGACCUGUAUCAACAUUUGCUCGACCGCUGGAUUCACGAUGGCUGCAACGGAGUAUGGGAGGGAGUGCUAUUGCGGCUCACAGCUGCUUAAGGAGGACGGAGGGGGUGUAUCAAUUGCUGCGAGCCAGUGUAACAUGCCUUGUGAAGGAAACUCAGCGCAGACCUGCGGUGCGGGUUGGCGUGGAAACCUUUACCUCAAGCCUGGCACGACGAUAUGA
Messenger RNA from Cyclocybe aegerita, 2229 nucleotides. NCBI's taxonomy places the organism in Eukaryota, Fungi, Basidiomycota, Agaricomycetes, Agaricales, Hemipholiotaceae. The record is from the annotation of a GenBank genome assembly.